AUCAAUCAAAUAUGUCAGUGUUUGCAAAGCGGUCGAUCGCUGAAGUAAUGAGAGAAAUCAUGUGAAAUAAAAUCGUCUUCGAUAAUUUUACAUUGUAUAGUUACCUCUUAAGUGAAUUUUAAUAAAUCCAAUGUAAAAAAGGGCAAUAUUUAUUAACGGAGUUGGAAUUUACAAGCAAGAUGGCCAAGGAGAUGAUGAUAGUGUUUGUGUAUGACACACAAUGCUGCAUCACGGAGGAGGAUGAUCCCAUUAACGCUGUUCUGUACUUCCACCCCGGUUGGGUGUCCGACACGCAGCGGCAUGCCUUAGCCGGACAGGUGGUCGGCGCCGCGCACUGCGUCAAGUCGCUGUUCUCACAGCCCACCGCCAUCACUCUUCAGAGCGGCAAGUUCAUCAUCAGGGAGUACGGCAGAUAUAUUCUGGCCAUAGGCAGCGACCGCAACAUCCCGGACUGGGUGCUCAAAAACCGCGCGUCCCUCCUCACGUCCAUGAUCAAAGUGUACCACGGGGACCUGCAAGCGUUAGCUGUGCAGCUGGACGACCAGAAGCGGCUGUCGGAGAAGCUGUAUCAGAUCUUUGAGACUUACUUGCCUGUUCUACAGUAUGGAUGCCAUAUUUUUCAGCGGGUUCCAAUGCUUAGUCUACCAAAGAGCGCCACGGCAGUAUACCUGGAGUCCAUGCAGAUCCUAGAACAGUGCCGUCGCAACCGCGGCGUACUGGGCGGCGUCGUGCUUUACAAUAACAAAAUCGUGGCAACCCUGCUACCUCCCAGCUUGACGUCCUACCUAACCGUCGUGGACCCCUACCGGAUAAAGUCUCCUGCCGAGACCCUGGAAACAGAAACACCACUGCCGCUGGGUGCUCAGCUGCUUGUGGUGUACGUGGCUAAGAAGAUGUAUAACAGCCUUAAGAAACAGGCGGAGAAGAUGCAGGAGUUCAGCCACAAUGGGGAGGAGAUGAUUGCGAGGUUUAAGAAGAAUCAAGAAGCCGAACGGGAUAAGCGCGACUUCCCCACCGGGAUGAAGCGAGACAAAUCCCUCCUGUUCACCGCCGUGCCAGAAGAGGACCACACGAUGAUCUCCCCUCCCACCCGCGACCCGCACGACCCCCCGCCCCCCGCCAUGCCCGACGUCGUCCCCUUCACCAACAAACCCAGACCAAGACCUACCAAACUGUCUCUCAGCUUCAAAACACAAAUAUCUGUCGACGAAGAAUCAAAGGAAAACGAAAAAGUCUUCACAGGACAAACUAGUGUCUGCUCCACACCUAUGCUAGAAUAUAAAAGACUCCACGGAAACAUGCUCUCCAUCUGCCAAAACCCCGACCCGCAGAAAGAAAAACUAGAAUCUGAACCCGACGUCCUAAAGAACAUAGAAAAUUGUGCCAAAGUCAUUGAAAACGAAAAACGAGACAACCAAAUAGUCUUAGACAUCAAUUGCAUCGCUGAUCACUAUAUAAACAAACCUGAGCCCAUUCGUAAGAUGGCGAGCGUUAUAGACAUACAAGAAACCUUUAAAAACGUCACUAACAGAGCCACAGCGAAGUUUAAAUUAAAAAGAUCACAUGUCCCUUUAAGUGACGAUAUGUCGCCUGACCAAAUGCAAAAAAGCGUGAGUACUGUGACAAUUAACGAUCCCUCCUUUCCCGUAUUCAGAAAUGACGGGAUCGAAAUAUCAGAGUCCCUGUUCAACCAAUACUUGGAACAGCAUUACGCUAGCAUGAAACAGGAUUUGUCCAAAGAAGACAACAUGUUCACUUUUAACAUGAAGUUAUGUGAGCAAGAAAAAUUCGAGGGCUUCGAUUCAGAGUUGACGAAGUCGCCUCAACGGACACCAAAGAAAAUCCCUAAAGAUUCUAAAACCGUUGAUCAGUCCAGGCGAAAAUCGCUGUCAUUACCUUUAAAGUCGUUAUCAGAAAGCUCAGAUUCGCAGAUCGGGUCGGAUUCGUCGGCCAGCUUUAAGAAGAAGCUAAGUGGGGUGCAACUGACGCCGUUGAUGGAGAAGCUCAGUCAUCUGGCGUUCUCUGAUAAAUCGAGCGGGUACAGCAGUAGAGUAAUGACUCCGCUCGAGCUAAGAGAGUUUACUCCGGCGGCGGAACGACAAAUAACCUUCAACGACAGACCAAAAACCCAGCGCCAAGACUCAGAAUCGGACUAUGACUCCGACUCGGACUUGGAACUCCUGCCUUCCUACACGCAACAUGCCGUGAAAUGCGGGUUGUUCGUGAGCGGCCUCCACAACAUGGCGCUACUGGCGCUCGUGGACGUCAGCGCGGCCGGCGACAGCGACGUCAUCAACUCCUUGUGGGAAACUUCCCUAAACGCACUGGGCCCCAUCGAGCAAAAAUGCAUGGAGCCCCUCGGCGUAGGCGCGGACGACGCGAGCGACUACAGCUAUCUCAUUCUAGACCCCGAUUGGGGUACAGUGCGAAAGGGAGGGCCUUGGGCUGCGCUCGAUAUAGCUACCAUGGGGCUCAUACACCACGAGCUGGCCGGCGAUCCUGAUAUGUCAGAGAUGAUUCUAAGGAGCGACGAGAGCUGCGUUCUGGGCGUGUCGAUGGGCGGCGCGCAGAUCUACUACCAGGAGAGCGCGGCGCGCGGCGCCGGCCCGCCGCCGCCCUCCGACCCGCUGGCCGCCGCCCCGCUGCGCGCGCGCCGCCGCCUGCACCGCGACCACGCCGCCACCAUCAUCUAGGCCCUCCCCGCCCUCCGACCCGCUGGCCGCCGCCCCGCUGCGCGCGCGCCGCCGCCUGCACCGCGACCACGCCGCCACCAUCAUCUAGGCCCUCCCCGCCCUCCGACCCGCUGGCCGCCGCCCCGCUGCGCGCGCGCCGCCGCCUGCACCGCGACCACGCCGCCACCAUCAUCUAGGCCCUCCCCGCCCUCCGACCCGCUGGCCGCCGCCCCGCUGCGCGCGCGCCGCCGCCUGCACCGCGACCACGCCGCCACCAUCAUCUAGGCCCUCCCCGCCCUCCGACCCGCUGGCCGCCGCCCCGCUGCGCGCGCGCCGCCGCCUGCACCGCGACCACGCCGCCACCAUCAUCUAGGCCCUCCCCGCCCUCCGACCCGCUGGCCGCCGCCCCGCUGCGCGCGCGCCGCCGCCUGCACCGCGACCACGCCGCCACCAUCAUCUAGGCCCUCCCCGCCCUCCGACCCGCUGGCCGCCGCCCCGCUGCGCGCGCGCCGCCGCCUGCACCGCGACCACGCCGCCACCAUCAUCUAGGCCCUCCCCGCCCUCCGACCCGCUGGCCGCCGCCCCGCUGCGCGCGCGCCGCCGCCUGCACCGCGACCACGCCGCCACCAUCAUCUAGGCCCUCCCCGCCCUCCGACCCGCUGGCCGCCGCCCCGCUGCGCGCGCGCCGCCGCCUGCACCGCGACCACGCCGCCACCAUCAUCUAGGCCCUCCCCGCCCUCCGACCCGCUGGCCGCCGCCCCGCUGCGCGCGCGCCGCCGCCUGCACCGCGACCACGCCGCCACCAUCAUCUAGGCCCUCCCCGCCCUCCGACCCGCUGGCCGCCGCCCCGCUGCGCGCGCGCCGCCGCCUGCACCGCGACCACGCCGCCACCAUCAUCUAGGCCCUCCCCGCCCUCCGACCCGCUGGCCGCCGCCCCGCUGCGCGCGCGCCGCCGCCUGCACCGCGACCACGCCGCCACCAUCAUCUAGGCCCUCCCCGCCCUCCGACCCGCUGGCCGCCGCCCCGCUGCGCGCGCGCCGCCGCCUGCACCGCGACCACGCCGCCACCAUCAUCUAGGCCCUCCCCGCCCUCCGACCCGCUGGCCGCCGCCCCGCUGCGCGCGCGCCGCCGCCUGCACCGCGACCACGCCGCCACCAUCAUCUAGGCCCUCCCCGCCCUCCGACCCGCUGGCCGCCGCCCCGCUGCGCGCGCGCCGCCGCCUGCACCGCGACCACGCCGCCACCAUCAUCUAGGCCCUCCCCGCCCUCCGACCCGCUGGCCGCCGCCCCGCUGCGCGCGCGCCGCCGCCUGCACCGCGACCACGCCGCCACCAUCAUCUAGGCCCUCCCCGCCCUCCGACCCGCUGGCCGCCGCCCCGCUGCGCGCGCGCCGCCGCCUGCACCGCGACCACGCCGCCACCAUCAUCUAGGCCCUCCCCGCCCUCCGACCCGCUGGCCGCCGCCCCGCUGCGCGCGCGCCGCCGCCUGCACCGCGACCACGCCGCCACCAUCAUCUAGGCCCUCCCCGCCCUCCGACCCGCUGGCCGCCGCCCCGCUGCGCGCGCGCCGCCGCCUGCACCGCGACCACGCCGCCACCAUCAUCUAGGCCCUCCCCGCCCUCCGACCCGCUGGCCGCCGCCCCGCUGCGCGCGCGCCGCCGCCUGCACCGCGACCACGCCGCCACCAUCAUCUAGGCCCUCCCCGCCCUCCGACCCGCUGGCCGCCGCCCCGCUGCGCGCGCGCCGCCGCCUGCACCGCGACCACGCCGCCACCAUCAUCUAGGCCCUCCCCGCCCUCCGACCCGCUGGCCGCCGCCCCGCUGCGCGCGCGCCGCCGCCUGCACCGCGACCACGCCGCCACCAUCAUCUAGGCCCUCCCCGCCCUCCGACCUUUGGUGGGACUUUUACCGAAGAUUCCUUGAUAGUAUAAGACGAGUGAAAUCUACGACGGCGAAGGAUUCGUGCUUCGAAUUCGACGGAAGGUAAAUCGAGUGGCGCUUUACGGCUUUGAUCAUUAUGCGAUUUUUCUGACUGUUAAAAGUCGACUAUUUCAAAUUAGGGAGCAUUUUUUUCAGACUUCCAAUCUUAUAAUAUCAAUGAAUGGUGCAAAAAUUCUCGCGGUAGUCUGACUUUCAUGAUAACUAUAAUAAGAACCAUUCCUCAAGUUAUAGUAGUGUUUAAACCAACCAAGUGUUAGAAAAAUAAAGCGAUCACUAAAUACAAGAAUAUGCUUGUGUGAAAUAAUGGCAUGGAACUUGAAAUAUCAUGGAGCACCCAUGCUCAGUAUACCUAAAUAAAUAAAGUAGGUAUCCUUAACUCAUACCUGACCGCACUGACCGGCUAGCAUGAGAUGUGUUCGCCCGCGAGUCCAUACUUGAGAAGUUGCUCGCGAUAACACAACUCAUGCUAGCAGGUCUGGUAGUGACUAAUGAGUACAUAUUAGAACGCGUUUCGUUAUUCUAGUGUAAGCCUGUGACGCAGUCAAUCUCUGAUACCGUCUAGAAGUAAUAGUUAGAUGUCUAGUUGGAUCUUAUUCCUUAUUUUAUACUCUUAUGUAGAAUUCACUAUUUAUACAAGAUAUCCCAAAAUCAAAAAAUAAAUUGAUUUUGCGACAUCAUGUAGGUGCUUAGCACUCGUCCAGUCACGCCAAAAUACUUUAUUUUUUACCUGAAAAGGGUCCUAACCUUGCCAUAAAAUUUUAAUUAUACAAAAAUGUAUUUGCUAGUUUAUUUAUGAACUAUUGUAUUCCAGGCUUUAAAGUCGAUAUUAGAUAUAAGUAUGUUUUAUUGUUAUUAGGAACUGAAUGUCUUCAACUUUCGGUGCCAUGCUUCCCAAUUCCCGUACUAAAUCUUUCCCGUACUUUUGGUCAACUCUUAGGAUUGCUGUGGGUUAUGGGAAAUAUAAGUUUUCCUGUAUUAUAGUGGGGUGGUUAUAGGCUUAAGAUUAUACUGAAAAAUUUUCCCUUGAUCCUGUUUUUCGACUAAAGUACUUACAUUGCGCUUUGCAACUGUUUUAUCUGACUUUGCAGAAUUUAUAACCAGUACAAGAUUUGUAUACAGGUGUCUACAUAUCAUUUUCAUCUAUUCGUGGGUUUUCGUCUAUAUAUAUUAAGUAUAUACCGACCGUAUACAUCAUGAUCAAAAAGUGGGAGAAGUGAAAAGUAUAAUUAAUCUGUACUUUAAAUAAAGACAGCUGCUUCCAUUGUUUGUAGACUGGAUAUUUCAGGGACCUUUCAAAUAAUAGUUAAAUAUACCACCAUGACUUUGAAAUAAAACAUCGAAAUUUUAUAAUGCAAUAAGUCCCAAUAGGUUAGUUGCCACUGAACCACCAGACGGACUUGGUUGACAAAAUAUUACUACACAUGACGAUUUAGUAAGUUUACCUUCAGGCUUUAAUUUACUAUUACUGUUAGAUUUUUAUGUAGUAAAAACAAAUUUUCAUACUAAACUACACUACCUCUGCUUGCUUCAUUUUGUUUCAAGAAAUGUCAGUAGUCACGAAUUGUAUUCUUCUGUAGCUCAUUUUAUUCUUGCCAUUAGAUAUAAGUUUCUGGCCAAGUAGGAUAAUGGUAUCUAUGCGCGCUCAAUCUUGCCAUCCAAUCAGAGUAUUAUAAGCAAAGUUUUAAUGUAUACUUUGUAUUUCAUGUUUUUGUUAUUCAGUAUUAUUUGACAUUCCAAGUUAUAAUGUUAUUAUUUUUACAUAUUUCAUGUUGCGACAAGAUAUCCUCAUAAUUAAUUACGACGGAUUAUGUUAUUUUACUUUUUUGAAAACAUUGUUACUUUGCCAGACAACACAGUUUUCAAAUUGGUGCCGUGACCACGAUUCUUGAAAUCUAUUGUGUCUUACGGCAUACAUCGAAAGGGUAAAAGGACCAUCUCACACUCAUCAAUUGUUUUCCGAUAGUCAUGGAAGGCGUACGCCGUUCAAGGCAACCCGGAAACUUCAAUUAUGUCUCCGGUAAUAGACGGUUAAGGUUCAAGUCUGGCGGCAACAUGAAAUGAAUAAUUAUUUUACCUAGUUUUAAGGAAUGUACAAAAUGUUACGCGUCCAAGGCUAAAGUUAUUUUGCAUAGUAACUAUAAUCUGUCAAACAACUUUGUCAGUGGAAAAAGGCGCAAAAUUCAAAUUACUACUACGCACCUAUUUUUUUCAUAAUUUGUCGGUUUUUUCUACUGGCGGAAAUGGCUUGACAGACUAUCUCUCGUGUGUUAGUGCUAUUUAACAUUUUCAACAGCCAAUAUGAGUGCUUAUUUAUACAAACCAUACAUUUUAGUGCAAUUGACGAUAUUCUAAUCAACGAAUUACAUGGGUGUAUGGAUCGAUCUAAAUCCAUUUAAUACUCCCAUAUAUCUUAUUAGCUUUCAAACAUUAGUCCUACAUAAAAUAAAUACCUUGACUCGAUUGGACUGUUAUUUUUAUUGUUUUUAAAAUGAUUUUUAUAUUUUUACAUGAUUUGGAAGGACAUUUGAAAAGUUGCCAUUGUAAGGAGUGCCAAUGUGACACAUGUAAUAUUUAUUUAUAAUAGAUAUUGUUAAGGAUUUUAAUAAAAACCCAAUAGAUAA
Messenger RNA from Cydia pomonella (codling moth), 7231 nucleotides. RefSeq lists its product as uncharacterized. Gene Ontology annotation, biological process: vesicle-mediated transport. The record is from RefSeq and is a predicted model, not a curated record. The transcript has 10 exons. The coding region runs from base 180 to 2693 and encodes 837 amino acids. NCBI's taxonomy places the organism in Eukaryota, Metazoa, Arthropoda, Insecta, Lepidoptera, Tortricidae.